AUGGCUCCAACACCUAGCCGUACGCGACCCAACUUCCUUGUCAUUGUGGCGGAUGACCUGGGGUUCAGCGAUUGCGGCUGUUAUGGCUCGGAGAUACAAACCCCAAAUAUCGAUGCUCUCGUGACAGAAUCCGGUGCUCUGCGCUUUACGUCGUUUUACGUUGCUGCAGCAUGUUCACCGACCCGGUCUAUGCUCAUGACCGGUACCGAUCACCACAUCGCGGGGCUGGGUCAGCUUGCGGAAUUUACGAGGAACUCAAAACCACAUCGUGGACAGCCGGGUCAUGAAGGAUACCUCAACGAGCGUGUUGUGGCGCUGCCAGAGCUUCUCAAAGAUGGCGGUUAUCACACCAUGAUGUCUGGGAAAUGGCAUUUGGGUGUCAAGAAGGAACACCAUCCGCAGAAUAGGGGGUUCGAUAAAUCGUUCGCUUUGAUCCCGGGAUGCGCAAAUCACUUUGCCUGGGAACCACCGUAUGAGGAUCCAAUGACUGAGCCCCCUCGGUUCUUUGAGACUGCGACGAGGGCGCUUCAUGUUGAAGACGACCACUGGGUUGACAAAAUGCCUGAUAAUUGGUACUCCUCAGACGGUUACGCAUCAAAGCUCAUCUCCUACCUGUCUGAGCGAACUGAUGAAGAAAAGGAAAAGCCAUUUUUUGCCUAUCUCCCAUUCUCUGCACCGCAUUGGCCGCUGCAGGCUCCAGCAGAAACCGUCGCCAAGUACAAGGGACUGUACAAAGACGGCCCAAAGGCGCUUCGCUCGCGUCGACUACAGGAAUUGAAGUCGCUAGGGAUGAUCAAGGAAGACACGGAGCCGCAUCCUGUGGUUGCCUUGGAUUGGGAACUUGAAUGGGAGAGCCUCGACGAAGACCAUAGGACCAAGUCGAGCCGCGCAAUGGAAGUCUAUGCGGCCAUGGUUGACCGAAUGGAUGCGAAUAUCGGCCGCGUCAUCUCACACCUCAAGGACAGUGGUGAGUAUGACAACACCAUGAUCAUAUUCAUGUCGGACAACGGCGCAGAAGGCGCCUCGAUUGAACUAGGCUCGCUGGGUGGAGACGCGAUCAAUGCCCAUAUUGAAAAGUACUAUGACAACAGCUUAGAGAAUAUCGGCAACGGCGACUCCUUUGUUUGGUACGGGACACACUGGGCCCAAGCUGCUACAGCUCCUUCAAGGUUGUACAAGAUGUAUUCAACAGAGGGCGGUUGCCGAGUUCCGUUGGUUGUAAAACCCCAUAAAGGCCUUGAGGUCACACAGGUGAGUGCUACUUAUCGCAUCAGGUCAAUGAACCAUCCAGCAUUAACCGCCCAAAUUCAGAAGAAGGCUGUCAUCACAGACGCGUUUUGCACCGUGAUGGACUUUGUCCCCACCAUUCUCGAACUGGCGGGCCUCCAACAUCCUGAGAAUUCAAUGUAUCAGGGACGACCAAUAGUGCCGCUACGGGGUAGCAGCUGGGUUCCCUUUCUAUCUGCCUUGGCAUCUCCAACCAGCCUAACGUCGGCGCUGACGAAGACUUCGAUACACACCGAUGACUACGCCGUUGGCUUUGAGAUGUGCGGGUCUGCUUCUUUGCGUCGUGGUGAUUGGAAAAUCACAUACGUACCGCGCCCAAGAGGUCCCCAGAAAUGGGAGCUCUUCAAUAUAGACAAGGACCCUGGAGAGACUAGGGAUGUCAAAGAAGAUGAGCAGGGGAUUUUCAAAGAGCUUCUGGAGCUAUGGGAUCAUUACAAGAAGGAUGUGGGCGUUGUUGGCUUGCGAGAAGAAUACGAAGGGACUGACGACGGGGAUGUACAUGAGGAUGACAUUUUCUCGGAUCCCUAUGGGUGGAUCAGGUACAUCAGGCGACCCAAACUCACCCCGGCAAGACUGAGCGCUGUAAUACCGUCUUGA
This is a messenger RNA of Penicillium lagena, 1884 nucleotides long. Its product is annotated as arylsulfatase. The record is from RefSeq and is a predicted model, not a curated record. The transcript has 2 exons. Bases 1 to 1884 code for a protein of 627 amino acids. Gene Ontology annotation, molecular function: arylsulfatase activity. Lineage: Eukaryota; Fungi; Ascomycota; Eurotiomycetes; Eurotiales; Aspergillaceae.